Molecule: messenger RNA, 1551 nt
Organism: Nerophis lumbriciformis (worm pipefish)
Lineage: Eukaryota; Metazoa; Chordata; Actinopteri; Syngnathiformes; Syngnathidae
Source: RefSeq, a predicted model, not a curated record
AUGGCUUUAAAGUUGGAUGAAAGCGGUGGAGAGACUUUGACGAGCCUUUUAGUGUCCUUUGGUACAAUCUUACUUGUCUUCCACGUGUGUCGCUGGUUCCUGCAGCGCUCGGUUGCGCGCUUACCGGGCCCGAUCCCCUGGCCCAUCAUCGGCAACGCUGCGCAACUCGGCAAGGCGCCGCACCUGUAUUUCAUGCGCAUGGUGGCGAAAUACGGCGAGGUUUUCCAGAUCCGACUAGGCUGCAGGGACGUGGUAGUGCUGAACGGAGCGUCAAUCAGGGAGGCUUUGAUCAAACAGGGCUCGGCGUUUGCAGGGAGACCCGAUUUCAACUCUUUCCAGUACGUCUCCAACGGGGAGGGUUUCGCCUUCGUCACCACGACGGACUGGUGGAAAGUGCAUCGCAGGGUGGCCCAUUCCACCGUCAGGAUGUUCUCCACGGGGAACCAGCAAACUAAAAGGACAUUUGAGCAGCACAUCCUCAACGAGUUUAAUGAGCUUCUGGGGGUUUUCCUGGCCAAGACCGAGCAGCAGAAGUUCUUCGUGCCCUUGUAUUACCUGGUAGUGUCCACGGCCAACAUCAUGAGUGCGGUGUGCUUCGGCAAGAGGUACUCGUACGAGGACGAGGAGUUCCGUAAGAUGGUAGGCAGAAACGCGCAGUUCACGGAGACUGUGGGCGCGGGGAGCAUCGUAGACGUCAUGCCCUGGCUCCAAUAUUUCCCCAACCCCGUGAAAACUUUGUAUAACAAUUUCAAGUCGCUCAACAAGGAGUUUUAUCUCUUCACUCUCCAGAAGGUGAUGGCACACAGAAAAACAUUUGACUCGAGCACCAUCAGGGACAUGACUGAUGCCAUGAUUGCAGCAUUUAAUGAUAAAACUGCAGGCUACUCGUCAUCGAAGGAUUAUGUGACCGCCACUGUUGCAGAUAUAUUUGGAGCAAGUCAAGACACGUUGUCGACAAUGCUGCAAUGGAUCAUUCUCAUCCUCGUCAAGUACCCGGAGAUUCAAGUGCGUCUCCAAGAUGAAGUGGACAAAGUGGUGGAUCGCAGCCGCCUCCCCUCCAUCGAGGAUCAGCCUGAGCUGCCUUAUGUCAUGGCCUUCAUUUACGAGGUCAUGCGCUUCACCAGCUUCGUGCCCCUCACCAUCCCUCACUACACCACCACCGACUCAUCCAUCAACGGCUACACAAUUCCAAAGAACACGGUCGUUUUUGUAAACCAGUGGUCCUCCAAUCACGAUCCCUCCAUCUGGUCACAGCCGGAGAAAUUUGAUCCCCAACGUUUCCUUCACCUCAGUGGUCAUCUGAACAAGGACCUUUGCAGCUCUGUGCUCAUCUUCUCUCUAGGGAAACGGCGCUGUAUUGGAGAGGAACUGUCCAAGUUGCAUAUCUUCCUCUUCACAGCUCUUCUGGUACACCAGUGCCACAUAACAUCAGACCCAGCCAAGCCACCUGACCUCGGCUAUACCUACGGUCUGACUCUAAAACCAAACAGUUACUCAAUAGCCGUGUCACUGCGGGAUAACCGAGGCCCAACCUCUAGUCUUUCAGAAUGA